Molecule: messenger RNA, 1697 nt
Organism: Drosophila sechellia
Lineage: Eukaryota; Metazoa; Arthropoda; Insecta; Diptera; Drosophilidae
Gene: psh
Product: persephone
Exons: 8
Coding region: 495-1697 (400 amino acids)
Biological process (GO): proteolysis
Molecular function (GO): serine-type endopeptidase activity
Source: RefSeq, a predicted model, not a curated record
AUGCUUUACUGAGCGGUCAGAACCGUCGUCCCAGCCGGACCGUUCCAAUCCGCCGCGUCUGUGCCCAUAUCGGUCUGAUUCUCUCCGCCAUAGCCACCGGUUUUAGAGCUCCAUUGAGUUUACGUCGUGUGCAGUUGUGUUUUGCUGGGUUCCUCGCGUUUCGCUUGAUUUAUUGAUUGUAUUCCUUGUGCUUUUUGCUGUGCUUCUGAUUGCCAUACUCGGAGUGAUCGGUGCACUCGAAGAACAUCGAAACAGCGACGUAUUCCCUUAUCAAAGUGUGGCAAAAGGUCGUGUCGAAGGUGGGUUCCGUGGAAGGUUCGCGCCAUGAGCAUCAGUCGUACAAUCAUACAUGUGAUUAGCUGAAUUACUGCAAGCGCUAGUUCAGCACUCACAAUCAAUAAGCAUAGUUUAGGAGGUUUACGAUAUCAGCUAUAAAUACCCCUCGUACUGAGUGACAGAACAGAGAUUACAGGCGCCAAAAAAAGCGAAGUAAGAUGCCUUUGGACUGGUCCCUGCUCCUCGGCACUUUUGUGCUCAUCAGCAGCUCCUCCGUGGAAGCAGCCGCCACAGUGGGUCGGGCCUGCAAGGUGACGGAUACCAUGCCCGGAAUCUGCAGAGCCUCCGCCGAUUGUGAGCCCCUGAUCGAUGACUACAUCAAGUCGGGAGUCCUGACGCUCAAUGAUGUGCCCAGCUGUGGCCUCGGCGCUUGGGGUGAGAUCUUCUGCUGUCCCACCAAGCCGUGCUGUGACAAUAGUACCAUAACAAGCGCUUCCACAAGUUCCACCACAAGCACAAGAUCUCCACCAAUGGGCAGGACGAUCUUAACCAGUGGCCGUGUCGAUGUGUCGAUGUCCGAAAGCGGUGAUCGUCCGGCAGUGGCAGCCUGUAAGAAGAUUCGCGAGCGAAAACAGCAGAGGAGCGGCAACCAAUUGGUCAUACACAUCGUGGGUGGCUAUCCGGUUGAUCCGGGUGUAUAUCCCCACAUGGCGGCCAUUGGUUACAUCACCUUUGGCACCGAUUUCCGAUGCGGCGGAUCGCUAAUCGCCAGUCGCUUCGUCCUGACCGCCGCCCAUUGUGUCAACACCGACGCCAAUACGCCGGCCUUUGUCCGCUUGGGAGCUGUGAACAUUGAAAAUCCGGACCAAUCCUACCAGGAUAUCGUCGUACGAAACGUUAAGAUCCACCCACAAUAUGUGGGCAAUAAAUACAACGAUAUCGCCAUCUUGGAACUGGAACGUGACGUCGUCGAGACGGAUAACAUCCGGCCCGCUUGUCUUCACACGGAUGCCGCCGAUCCUCCAUCGAACUCCAAGUUCUUUGUCGCCGGUUGGGGCGUCCUCAAUGUAACCACUCGGGCGCGAUCAAAGAUCCUGCUGCGGGCUGGUCUGGAGCUGGUGCCUCUGGACCAGUGCAACAUAUCCUAUGCGGAGCAGCCCGGUUCCAUACGGCUGCUCAAGCAGGGCGUGGUCGAUUCGUUGCUGUGCGCCAUUGAUCAAAAGCUCAUCGCCGACGCAUGCAAGGGCGACUCCGGUGGGCCGCUGAUCCACGAGCUCAACGUGGAGGACGGCAUGUACACCAUAAUGGGCGUCAUCUCGUCGGGAUUCGGAUGCGCCACCGUCACCCCGGGACUCUAUACGCGUGUCUCCUCCUAUCUGGACUUUAUCGAGGGCAUCGUCUGGCCGGACAAUCGGGUGUAA